AUGGACUUUCGUAGGCAAGUUGCUGAACUUCGCGCAUCCAUUCGCGCUGAAAAAGUAAAGCGUGAUGUUACAGUGGCGGCUCUCAUUGCACAUGUGUGGAAGCCCCGGCGCGACGAGUUUAGAGACUUGCUUAGCGCGCAAACUCAAAGCUCACCCUGCGAUGAGCAAGCCUACCAUACAAAGUGGGCAAAGACCGCGAGCCAGAUCCGUAUGAAAGAUAAAUUUGUUUCCGACUUGGAGAGGCAAAUGAACGCUUUAGGGGAAGCAGGUGGAGGCGGUCGCUCUAGGUACGCGGAGAUGGGUGAGCUCUCAAGUAAGAUGGCGGCUGAGUACGCUGCCAAAAUGGUCCUUGAGAGUGAACGCGAGAGUUUGUAUACGGGCCUUGUCAAGUCCAGCACUCGCAUUCGAUCGCUUGUUAGGAACGCACUCCUGUGA
This is a messenger RNA of Hyaloperonospora brassicae, 435 nucleotides long. The record is from the annotation of a GenBank genome assembly. NCBI's taxonomy places the organism in Eukaryota, Oomycota, Peronosporomycetes, Peronosporales, Peronosporaceae.